UACCUGGGAGCCUCAACCUCUCCUGGCUAUUUAUGCCUUCCCUAUCCAUCAUCCUGGGGUUUUUUAUUUAAUUAUUUAAUUUUUUAUUUCAUUAAAAUGUAACACUUUAUUUACUUUAUGAAAUUCAUCUCUAUAUUCUAAUCUAUUGAACUCUUUUGGGAGACUGACUCUAUUAUCCCCUGUGUUACCUAUCAAAUACAAGCUUUCUCAUAUCCUCAUCAGACUUCAUUCCCACUUCCUUCACCAAUAAUUUUGUUGUUGCAAUCUCCAUUCAUCUUGCUCACCUCAUUACCCAGAAGUACUUUCUUCUACUACUACUAAUAGAAGAAAAGGAAUUGAAAAUCAAAGCACAUUACUGCUUUUUUUUAAAUUACCAAAUGUAGUAUAUGAAUAGCCUUUGAUCUCCAUGGGUCACAUUAUUCCAUCAGGCAAUGGAGAAGGUGCUGAGAUCUAGGAUUUCUGGGCCCAGAGACAGAAGAUCUUGGUUUGAUUCCUGAUUCUACAGGAGAUAAUUAACCUAAAGAAGACUUAAGGAAUACAUGAUCCUGAAGGACUGUCCUUUGGGAGAUAAAGUAGAUUUGUUCUGCUUGGCUCUAGAGGACAGAAGUAGGAAUAGUACAUAAAUAGCUGUUGAGUGGGAGGUUUCUGUUCUAUAGAAUGAAAAAUGUCCUAACAGAUAGAGGUAUAAAAAUGUGCAAUGAGCUACAAUAGAAAGCUAAUGAAUUUCCUUUCAAUAAAGGUGACUUCAAGUAGAGCCUGAGUCACCUCUUCAAUGUAGGUUAUAGAAGAUGUUGUUAACUAGAGAUGGGUUAAGACUAGUGUCUGAGGUCCCUUCUAGCCAUCAAAAAUUCUGGGUUUGCCAGCAGUAGCGUGGCCCUGGACAAGUCAUUUCCCACCACUUGAUCUCAGCUUCUUUUUGUAUAAAAUGGGUGGUUACAAUUAUCCUUAUAAUGAAGAAAUGCUUUAUAAAGUAUAAAUCCUUGUAGGAAAGUGAGCAAGGGUAUAUCCUCUUAGAGCUGUCUUCCACCCUCUCUUAGCCUCCUGUUUUAAGAUCCCACCCUCCACUGCUCAAAAUGAUCUUCUCUGCUGCUGAAAGAGACCAUCUGCUUUGUCUCUGCAUUCAUUGAGAGUCAGAAUCAUGACAGGUCUGUUGUAUAUUGGAUAUUUUAACCCAAUAAUAAUAAUGACUAUAAAUGUAAAGGACCAAAGAACAAAGGUUGGGAGUGUGAAGAUCUAAAAGAGAACAUAGAAUGUUGGGGUAGGAGAGGAUUAUAAACAGAACAUAAAAUUCUGGGAUGAGAGGGACCUUUUAAUACAAAUUUGCAAAAACAUAAAAUGUCAGAACUAGGAGGGACAUUUGAAUAAAAAAUCCUGGACUGUAAAAAACUCAGGGCUUGGAGGAAUCUUAAAGUAAAGAACAUAAGAAGCCUUAAAUGGGAGGGAUAUUAGAAAAAUGAACAUAGAGAGUCUAUGGAGGAAAGGACCUCAGAGCAAUGAAAAUAGAAUGCCAAAGCUAAUAAGGAACUUAAACCAAUGAAAAUACAAUAUCUGAGAUAAGAGGAGCCUAAAAAGAAGAGAAAAUGUCAGAGCCAGAAAAACUCUUAGAACAUAGAACUUGGAAUACAAGAACUGGACAGGGCAUUAGAACAAACAGAAUAUCAGAGGUGGGAAAGACCUUAGAACACAGCAUACACAAUGGUAGCCUGAAGAAACCAGAGAACACAGAAUACUAAAACUUGAAGGGACUUUAGAUCAAAGAACAGAGAGACUCAGAGAAAGGACCUUAGAACAUUUAAUUUCAGGAAAGAAGUAAACCAAAGAGAUGACUUAAUUCAAACAUCAUUUUUAUUAAAAGGCAACAGAAGCUUAUAUUUGUUUUUAUAGUGAUGUUCUAAUACAUACACAGAUCAUGUUGAGAAAAAAAAGGUUAUCUCACUGGAAGAAUGGAUUAGGAUCUUUGAACCUAUGUUUUCAGUAUUACCCAGGUGCCCCAUCUGGCUGGUAAUAACAUCAGUCACUGGCAUAAACCAUAAAGAGGGGAGCAUAGAAGAAAAUAUAUUAAGGGGCUCCUAUGAUAAAUGAAAGUCAGGUGGUACUGUGGAUAGAGUGCCAGCCCUGGAAUCAGGAAGAUUCAUCUUCCUGAGUUCAAAUCUAGCUUUGGAUACAUACCAUCGAUCUGCCCCUGGGCAAGACACUUAACCCUGUUUGCCUCAGUUUGCUCAAUUAUAAAAUGAGCUGGAGAAGGAAAUGGCAAACCAAAGCAAAUGGCAUAAUCCAGAAUCUCUGCCAAGAAAAAUCCAAAUGAGACUGUGAAGAGUUAAACACAACUCAAGAACAACAACGUGCCAAACACUGUGAUAACCACAUUUCUAAUAUUAUCUCAUUUUAUCUUCACAACAAACCUGGGAGGUAGGCACUGUUGUUAUCACCAUUUUACAACUGAGGAAACUGAGGCUGGAAAGGUUAAGUGGCUUGUCCAAGGACACAUAUCUACUAAGUGUCUGAGGCCAUAUUCAAACUCAGGUCUUCCUUAUUCCAGGCCCAAAGCCCCAUUCAAUGUACUACUUGGCUGCCUGAAGCAUUCAUCCUAUGCAUUCAAACCUAUCCAAUGACAGAAAACUUCCAUUGUGAAUCCAUGUUCCUUCCCUCAGGCCUAGGACCAGCAGAGACAUGUUCCAAGGAAAUCACACCAGGGUCUCUGAAUUCCUCCUUCUGGGACUUUCUGAACAACUUGAGCAUCAGCAGCUUCUCUUUGUACUGGUGUACUUGGUGACAAUGGUUGGGAAUCUGCUCAUCAUCCUAGUCAUCAGUCUAGACUCUUACCUUCACACCCCCAUGUAUGUUUUCCUGGCCAACUUGUCCUUGGCUGAUAUUUCCUCCAUCUCUACCUUGGUACCCAAGAUGCUGGUGAACAUCCAGACCAAGAGCCAAUCUAUCUCCUUUGGAGAGUGUGUCACACAGAUGUAUUUUUCCAUUGUGUUUGUCGUCAUCGAUAACUUCCUCUUGGGGGUGAUGGUCUAUGACCGGUUUGUGGCUAUCUGUUACCCUUUGAACUAUAUCACAGUCAUGAGACCCAGACUCUGUACUCUGCUGAUGGCCACCUCCUGGCUUUUCAGCAACCUCGUUGCCCUCACUCAUACUCUUCUGCUGGUCCAGUUGACUUUCUAUGAUGCCAACACCAUCCCUCACUUCUUCUGUGACCUGGCCCCUCUUCUCCACCUUUCCUGCUCAGGUACUGUGCUCAAUCAGUUGGUGAUGUUCAUCCUAGGCUCAUCUGUUAUUGCGGUUCCUUUUGGGCUUAUUCUGUUUUCCUAUAUCUGCAUUGUCUCCACUGUCCUCAAAAUCUCAUCAGCUGAAGGAAAAUGGAAGACCUUCUCUACUUGUGGCUCCCACCUUUUAGUGGUAACACUUUUCUAUGGGACAAUCGUUGGAGUUUAUUUCCUGCCUUCCUCUGCCCAAUCAGUCAACAAUGAGAAGAUAGGGGCUGUGCUCUUCAUUGUGGUGACCCCCAUGGUAAAUCCCUUUAUUUAUAGUUUAAGGAAUAAAGACAUAAAAGGAGCCUUAAAGAAAAUCGUCAACAAGAAAAUGUCCUUUCUGUGAGGUCACUGGGAACUCCAUUGACCCCCCCCCCCCACACUACCCUGGUCAAUGACUCUGUCUAAGCCAUUAGGGGUACAUGGGGUCCACUGGUUACCUGGCUUAAAACUCCUCGACUUUCCCUUCUACCAUUCUAUACCUGAGAGGUUUUUUUAAUUGUGUGACUUUGUGUACACAUCCCUUACUUCUCCCCAUUCUCUUCCCUACUCAAAGGUUCUUAGUAGUGAAAAGAUGCCCAGAUAACAAAUACAGCAAACUUUUAUAAAGCACUUACUGUGUGUAGACUGUAUAGUGAAACAAGUGGUAGACUUGGAUUCAGAAGAGUAAGCUCUGGGUUCAAAUCUUUUGUUUGGAACUUACUAACUAGGCAACUUUAGGCAAGUCACUCCUCAGCUUCUUCAUGGCUAAAAUUGUCAUCAUUUACCCAAAGUACUUAUCUCACAGGGUUGUCAAGGAAAUCAAAUAACAUCAUAUAUUUAAAGAGCUUUGUAUGCUAUAAAUUCUAUAUCAAUGUCAGUAAUUACAAUAUAAUUUUUGGAAAGCCAUGGUCUGUGAGCUCAAUGAACUCCUAGAUGAGGGUGGGUGAGUGAAAGGAAUAAUUAUAAUAAUAGCCUCAGAGCAGAAGGGCAUUCAGGAGGAGCUACAAGAGGUGGCAUGUGAGAUCCACUGGAAAUCUUAGAGGAUCCCAGAGUCAAGAAUUAGAAGGGACUUCAGCAAUUGUUUCCUGGCUUUGGUCAUUUACCGCUUCAUCAAAUUGAAGACAGUGCCCUCUCCCAGGAGUACUUGCAUCUGGAGAUUCAUUUCUGAUUAUUGAAAGAAGGACUUCAUCUCAUCUUGAGGAAACUUCAGGCAUCUGUCAAUAGGUGGCCAUGGCUGGGAGGUCAUAGAGUCAAAUAAACUACAACAUAUCAUUAAUUGAAGAUUAAAAGGGAGUUUCUUUUCCUUUCAUUGUUCAGUGGGGGAGCAUUGGGAAGGAGAGAUAAUAAAACCUUGCAAAAGUAAAGAAAACUUUAAAAGUAACUACUUCAAAGGGAAUGAAGAAACUACUAUGACAUGUUCAGAUGUCUUUAAAAUGUUGAUAGGAAAUGGAGAGGAGAAAUUCAUGAAGAAGAGAUUAGGCAGUAGUUAGAAGUAACUUAGCUAAUUAAAGUGUCAUCUUUAGCAUCCUACACAAAACAAUUUGUCCACAGAUUGCUUCAAUAAAGAAAAUUAAUUACAUCAGAAAAGUGACAUUGAAGGAGAAGAAUACAUCAAGAAUCUCCACAGUGGGCCAAGCAGGAAUCUUUCUAUCAAAUAGCAAAGGAAAAUAUGAGCAAUUUAUGGAGGAAACUGAGAUUCAGACAAUAGUGUCAUUUCUUUUAGGUUGUUUAGCUAAUUGCAGGCACCACAUUCUCUCUUCUAUAUCCAGGAUCACAUUUGAAACUCACAAAAAACAGAAGUCAUUCAAAGUAGAUGGGGAAAAGAUUGAUGUCCCUUUGUUACAGAUCAGUAAACUGAGGCUUUGAAAAGUUAAAUGAUUUGACAUUCAGUUGAUUCAGUACUAGAAGCCAAGUCCUUUGACUUCCAUGUCCAAGUUGUUUUCUACAUACCUCACUAACAAUAAUUUAAAGUGAAAAUAGAAAGGGCAAAGAUGGUUUCUCUGGGCAAUCAGGUUGGCUCCCUAUGAUCAGAAGAAAGUUUAGUGGCUCAUGUUCAUGUGCUGGUUCCAGGAGAGUGUUGAAGAGCUUCUAACAUAGCAUAGCAGCUCUUAGUUCCAAGUCUGCACAAAACCCUUAUCUGAUCAUCAUCUUUUGCCACCAAUAGCUGAAUUAAAACCUCUUAGAACUCAUUGACUUAAGACACACCUGGAGUUUAGAUCCCACUUUGUUGCUUACUCCUUGAUCAAGUUUCUAUUAUUUAUCCUGAAGCUGAGUAGGAAGGAAGGUCACUCACUCUAUUGUCAUCCCUACACCAGUAGGAGUAAGGGAUGAUCUGUCUGGAUUUGAUAAUCUUUGUCCACUUGGUCUCAGGGACUACAAAAAAGUCUCUCUGAUGGGAAGAUUUGCUUCAAUCCCAACACCCACCUGUCAAGGUGCUUGAACAGCUUUCUCUUUUGGAGCCCCAUUCAUCUUUUUCUAUAGGUCAGGGCCAUUCUGAGAUAUCAGAUCCCAGAUUCCAGGAUGUGGGGAGUAGAAGGGAUGGGAAGGAUUAUGAUGUAGUGGAAUGAGAGAUGGAUUCAUACAAGAAGACUUGGGAUCAAAUUCUGAUUCUGACGCUGCUCUCUGAUAGCUGUGUUGCCAUGGGAAAAAUCUCCAAUAUUGCCUGAGCCUCAGCUUCCCCAUUAGUAUAACAAGACUAAUAACAUCUCUUCAAAGUGC
This is a messenger RNA of Monodelphis domestica (gray short-tailed opossum), 5954 nucleotides long. Lineage: Eukaryota; Metazoa; Chordata; Mammalia; Didelphimorphia; Didelphidae. The record is from RefSeq and is a predicted model, not a curated record.